Messenger RNA from Rhizophagus irregularis DAOM 181602=DAOM 197198, 171 nucleotides. Lineage: Eukaryota; Fungi; Glomeromycota; Glomeromycetes; Glomerales; Glomeraceae. The record is from RefSeq and is a predicted model, not a curated record.
UUGUUGCAUAUUGCCACUUCAAUUCGUAAUACUGGUCCUGCAUGGGCAACUUGGCAAUAUCCAAUGGAGAGGUUAUGUGGGAUGUUAUUACCUCUUGUGCGAUCUAAACAGCAUCCCUAUACAAACCUUCAGAAUCAGAUUACAAUAUGGACUCAGUUUUCACACCUUCAA